Camelus dromedarius (Arabian camel) is the source of this 2561-nucleotide messenger RNA. RefSeq names its product ERI1 exoribonuclease family member 2 (gene ERI2). The record is from RefSeq and is a predicted model, not a curated record. Gene Ontology annotation, molecular function: nucleic acid binding; 3'-5'-RNA exonuclease activity; zinc ion binding. NCBI's taxonomy places the organism in Eukaryota, Metazoa, Chordata, Mammalia, Artiodactyla, Camelidae. Bases 115 to 2178 code for a protein of 687 amino acids. The transcript has 9 exons.
GCCACCGCCACCACAGCUGCCGCCGCCUCAGCCGCGCCGGCCGUUUGAACGCGCCGGAAGUGGGCGUAGAGCAACUUCCGGAAGUUGGGCUUUGACGAGAGAGGAGUGUCGGGAAUGGCGACCAAGAGGCUAGCACGGCAGCUUGGAUUAAUUAGGAGAAAGUCAACUGCACCAGCAAAUGGAAAUCUAGGAAGAAGCAAAUCUAAGCAGUUGUUUGACUACUUAAUUGUCAUUGAUUUUGAAUCAACAUGUUGGAAUGAUGGGAAACGCCACCGGAGCCAGGAAAUAAUUGAAUUUCCAGCUGUAUUGCUGAACACAUCAACUGGAGAGAUUGAAUCUGAGUUUCAUGCUUAUGUGCAGCCUCAGGAACAUCCAGUUCUUUCUGAAUUUUGCAUGGAACUAACAGGCAUAAAGCAGGAUCAAGUUGAUGAAGGAGUCCCUCUGAAGAUUUGCUUAUCUCAGUUCUGUAAAUGGAUUCAGAAGAUUCAACAAGAGAAGAAAAUUAUUUUUGCUACUGGGAUUUCAGAUAUUUCUACUUCUGAAGUAAACUUAUGUGCAUUUGUUACUUGGUCAGACUGGGACUUGGGGGUUUGCCUGGAGUAUGAGUGUAAAAGAAAACAGCUAUUAAAACCUGUGUUCCUUAAUUCCUGGAUUGAUCUCAGAGUAACUUACAAGAUUUUCUAUAACAGAAAACCAAAAGGACUAAGUGGUGCCCUGGAGGAAGUGGGAAUAAAAUUCUUGGGACGAGAACAUUUUGGGUUGGAUGAUUCUCGGAAUACUGCCCUUCUUGCUUGGAAAAUGAUCAGGGAUGGUUGCUUAAUGAAAAUUACAAGGUCCUUGAACACGGUUCCCACUAAGAGGAAUCCCAACAUUUUGGCCAGAAGUUUGAAUAUGGAUCGAGUUGAAGAAACAUCAGCCUGCAUGAGUAGUAUUCAUAAUCCCAGCAUAUAUGAUAGGGAGCCUGAAAAUACAAUAAAAUCUCACCAGAAACUUCAAAUGAGGCCAGUUGGUGUGAAUUCUCCUAUAAAGGUACAGCAAGAUCAGUUACAACUAAAGGACAAUGUAAAAGCAGGUCUUCACAAUGGCAAAAGCUGUUUAUCUGUUUUUAAUACUAAAUCCUGGACUUCUCUAGGGCAGUUGCAGUCUUCCAGCUUGAAUACACCUAUGCAGAAGCAAAUAAACCAACAUGUUGCAUUUAAUACCAACUCUAAGUCUUCAACAGUUGGUUCAGAAUUGGUACUUGUUUCAACAACCAUCUCAUCUGUUAAUAAUGUUUGUGAUACGGAAAUGAGUUCUGCUCUUGAUUGUUUACCUAUGCUGACUGAUUGGGAGGAUGUAGCUUUACUGCCAGCAUCUCAGCCUGAGCAGAAUUUAUGCUGUAUACCUCCCAUUAGUGAUUCAAACUUAGACACUUCAUUUAAUUCUGGAGAAACGUUAAUGGGGUUAGAAGAAUCUGAAAUGUUAAAUCAUGAAAACUUUGGAGGCACAGAAGAAACUCCUCAAAAAUCUGAGACCUCUAAGUCUAUUGUGUAUAAGAGUCCACAUACUACUAUUUAUAAUAUAAAAGAAGCCGAAGCUCCAGGUUCCAAUGUUUUUGACUUUAAAUUACCUGAAUAUAAAGCAAGUAGCUUCAAUGGUAUUAAUGCCAAUAUGUCUCAUCCUUUAGUUCUGAGGAAACAUCUUCUUUUAGGUGGUACUAAAAGGAAUCCUUCCAGUCCCCUACCUUUUCCACCAGCAAAGAAACAGAACUUCACUAUUCAUGAGGAAAAGUCUGCAUCAUCUGAUGGCUCCCCAAUGAGCAGUUCUUCCUGGAAGGUUCUCCCCUCUGUUUUAACUUCUAGAGUUAACCUACAGGAGCCUUGGAAGACUGGGAAAAUAACACCUCCUUUAUGCAAGUGUGGUCGAAGAUCUAAGAGACUUGUUGUUUCAAAUAACGGACCGAACCAUGGAAAAGUUUUCUAUUGUUGUCCUAUUGGGAAAUACCAAGAAAACAGAAAAUGUUGUGGUUAUUUCAAAUGGGAACAAACACUUCAAAAGGAAAGAGGCAACAGCAUAGUUCUGUCUCAUUCCCCAGGGAGACUCACUUUUAGUUCUCCAGAAACAAGCCAUAUUUGUGACAGAAAUGUAAAUUUUUCUACUAAAAAUUCAUUGAAACUCAGACCUUCAAUGAGGAAUUGACUUUUUUUACAUCUAAUGUUUUUACUUUAAUGUGACUUUUAGUGCAGUAAAGAAAAAAAUGUGCGUAGGGCUUCAAGUUGUGAGGACUUAGUGUAUCUGAGCUCUGUAAGCUAUACUGGGGCUAUUCAGCACAUUUUCACACACACACACACACACACACACACAGAAAAUAGAAGAAAAAAAUUUUCACUGGCUUCUAAUUUCAUUCACCAAUUAUCUAAUAUUUGUUUUCUGUUUAUGUAUGAAUCCUGGUUGUACCUUAAAUUCCCAAACAUUAUGAGUAUUCUGAUAAUGCCUUGUACUAUUUUAUAUUUCAUAUGUUAAUACUUGCCAAAUUUAUCAUACUUUUUGAUAAGCACAAAUGAAGAACCACAAAUGAAGCA